Cannabis sativa is the source of this 1406-nucleotide messenger RNA. Its product is annotated as RING-H2 finger protein ATL29. NCBI's taxonomy places the organism in Eukaryota, Viridiplantae, Streptophyta, Magnoliopsida, Rosales, Cannabaceae. The record is from RefSeq and is a predicted model, not a curated record. Bases 278 to 1195 code for a protein of 305 amino acids. The transcript has a single exon.
CAAACCAAACUCUAAACCAAAUUAUGUCCACUUCAUAUAACUAAAAACCAUCCCAAAAUAAGAGCCUCUCAUUCCAAAUUACUUUACACAUGGUCACACUCCCCUUCUUCCUCUCUUUUUAGUAAAAAUAAUAAAAAAAGAUAAUGUACAAGAGAGACACCACUUAUCUUGUCUUGUCUUCUUUUCUUUUUCUCAUUACUCCUUUCUAAUAAUCUCUCAUGCAUGUACUUAUGCACAAGAGAUUAUCUUAUAAUCUUAAUUAAUUAAAUCUUUUUCCAUGUCGACGAGGACAAACCCUUACACCCCACCACCGCCGCAAAACUUUGAAUCUCCACCUAUUACCAUAGUUUUAACAAUAGUCCUUCUAAUCUUUUUCCUUCUUGGAUUCUUCUCCAUCUACUUUUGUCGAUGUUUCAUGGACAUAAUUUUCAACACGUGGCAUUUUCGAAGAACUCGCUCUGGAAACCUCUCAGGCACCACUGGAGCCACUUCCUCAGACACAAUCGCCGCCCACAAUGGCCUUGACCUCGCCAUAAUAAAAACUUUCCCUACUUUCACUUACUCAACCGUUAAAGAUGUCCAAGAAGAAGACGACAGGUACGGCCUGGAAUGCGCCAUUUGUCUAGUUGAAUUCGAAAACGACAGCUUGCUUCGUCUCCUGACGGUUUGUUACCACGUCUUUCACCAAGAAUGUGUUGAUCUUUGGCUCGAAUCACACAAGACUUGUCCUGUUUGUCGUCGGGAACUGGACUCUGCUCCGCUAGCUCUAAAACCUACAGAGCAGAGUCCUGAUCCAAUUCCUCCUCCUCCUCUUCCUAUUCUGUCCCGGGUCCAUGAAAAUCAGGACCGGGGCAGUGUGAGAAUUGACAUUGAUAUUAUUAACAACUCGCAACAGGUUGAUAAUAAUAACAAUGUCAAUAAUAAUGAUCGUGAUCACGAUCAUCGAAAAGGAGGAGGAGAUGAUAAUGUGGUGAUUGGGAGAUUUUCAAGGUCACAUUCAACAGGGCAUUCGAUAGUUAGAGGUAAUAAUUAUAGAAUAUUAUCAGAAGAAGAAGAGAAUAGAUAUACUCUGAGAUUGCCAGAGCAUUUGAAGAUGAAGCUUUUAAGAGGAGGAGGCCAUUAUUGGACUGGAAGCUGUGAUGGUGGAGAUUUUCAUAGCAGUAGAAGCAGUAAUGGUGGAUUUGGUGAAGUUUAAUAACUUUAAUUUUUGAGGUUUUUUAUUGAUUUAAUUUUCACAUACAAGAGAUAUCAUGAUAUAAUCACAGUACCAACUUAAACUUAUUUUAUUCAUACAUAUUAUAGUUUAGAUAUAUUAAUUAAUCAAAAUAUAUCGUACUGUAUUUUCUAUUUGAUCUCUGGUAUGAAUUUUGUGUUUUACUUUUUAGACUUGUUGGUUCUUUAAUUUC